Molecule: messenger RNA, 270 nt
Organism: Cladophialophora psammophila CBS 110553
Lineage: Eukaryota; Fungi; Ascomycota; Eurotiomycetes; Chaetothyriales; Herpotrichiellaceae
Exons: 1
Source: RefSeq, a predicted model, not a curated record
GUCAGCAUCCCGUUGCCGAGGAACAUGAACUUUGUCGGGAGGGAUCAGAUCCUUCAAGAUAUCCAUAGUGCGGUUACGUCUCACAGAUCCAAAGAAUCCGACUGCAUUAAAUGUGUAGUGUAUGGCAUGGGAGGUGUCGGAAAAACACAAACGAUUCUCGAGUACGCUUAUAGGUACCGACCAAAAUUUUCAUCUAUCUUCCGGGUCAAGGCCAAUAGUUAUGAAUCUGCCGUGGAGAGCUAUUGCACUAUCGCACCAAUCAUUGGGCUG